Myotis davidii is the source of this 2157-nucleotide messenger RNA. It is a transcript of the gene SNX31, whose product is annotated as sorting nexin 31. Gene Ontology annotation, biological process: intracellular protein transport. Gene Ontology annotation, molecular function: phosphatidylinositol binding. The transcript is spliced from 12 exons. The coding region runs from base 35 to 1240 and encodes 401 amino acids. Lineage: Eukaryota; Metazoa; Chordata; Mammalia; Chiroptera; Vespertilionidae. Gene Ontology annotation, cellular component: early endosome. The record is from RefSeq and is a predicted model, not a curated record.
CACCAACCUUGAAUUGGAGGCUCUUUUGCCAUAAAUGUGUGUUUUCUGGAUCUUUCAGCUGAGACGGGUCUUUGGAAAUUGCCUGCCUCCCUUCCCACCAAAGUACUAUCUCGCGAUGACCACAUCUAUGGCUAAUGAGAGGAGGGACCAGUUGGAACAUUAUUUGCAAAAUGUAACCGUGGACCCCAACAUGUUGAGAAGUGAUGUCUUCGUUGAAUUUCUAAAGCGGGUGCAGCUGAACACGUUCAGCAUCACCGCCAAGAAAGCUGCCCUGGACGUACUGCUGCCCGACGGAAGGAGCAUGGAAGUCGAAAUCCUCACAUCAGACACGGCCGAAAGGGUCCUGGAGGUGGUGUCACACAAAAUUGGACUGUGUCGGGAGCUCUUGGGCUACUUCGGCCUCUUUCUCAUUCGGUUUUGCAAGGAGGGCAAGCUCUCUGUCAUGAAAAAAUUAGCGGAAUUUGAACUCCCUUAUGUGAGUCUCCGAAGUUCUGAACUGGAAAACUGCAAGGUCGGACUCCGGAAGUGGUACUUGGACCCAUCCCUCGACUCCAUGCUGAUGGACUGCAGAGCAGCUGUGAAUCUGAUCUACAUGCAGGCCAUCCAGGACAUUCAGGGAGGAUGGGCCAAACCCACACAGGCACAGAGGCAGAAACUAGAGGCUCUCCAGGAAGAAGGCAACCAAACAAAGUUUCUGGAGCUGUCCCGGGAGGUGCGGCACUAUGGCUGCGUGCAGCUGGACCCUUGUACCUGUGACUACCCGGAGCCGGGCUGCGGGGCUGUGCUUUCCGUGGGCAAUAACGAGAUCAGCUGCUGCGUCACCCUGCCUGGCAGCCAGACCCAGCAUGUCGUCUUCCCGAUGAGCAGAGUCAAGUGCUGGCAGGUCACCUUCCUGGGGACUCUGCUGGACAUGGACGGGCCCCAGCGAACCCUCAACCAGAACCUGGAGCUCCGGUUCCAGUUCAGCGAGGAGGGCCACUGGCAGUGGUUCGUCCUUUACACCAAACAGGCUUUUUUGCUGAGCAGCUGCCUGAAAAAAAUGAUCUCAGAAAAGAUGGCAAAGCGAGCUGCGGAGAACCCCGAAAUGCAGAUUGAAGUUCCGGAACAAGGCAAACGUAAAAAAUACCACAUUCAACAAAGCCAGCAGAAAGACUACUCUAGUUUUCUACCAAGAACAAGCAAGAUGAAGACAGCUGAAGGCGACUGUGUUUCGGGGACCCCAGAGGAAGAAGGUCUUUGAAGAGAAAGUCUCACUUUCUAAAUUGUCCUCUACGGCUGUGUUGACCAUGCUUGAGCGUUCAAAGUGAGCUUCCUACCAUCAAUAACAGAAAUUUGACCCCUUCCUAUUUUUGUGACAUUAAGAUGGACCCACUUCGUCAAGACUACUUCAGAACUUUGUUAAACUCAAGAUGAAAAAGACAUGCGAGCCAAAGCUAUCCUGUUUGUUUUAAUGCCUCAUAAAUGACAAGUGGCAAAUCCAAAUCAAUUAGUAAGAAGCUUGUUCUUUCCUCCAUUCCCCUAAAAGAGACGUUUACCUGGCUCCGUGACGUCUUUUAUAUGUUCCGACACGACACGAAUAGAAAGGCUCAGCAGAAAGCGCUGUAAAUGCUUUGGAGUGAAGUUCUGAAGAUGACUCAUCAGCUGAGGAAAAGGUGGCUCUACGAAAUGGAAUCAUUGAAAAACAAAUUAGGACUUUACUGGCGUGUCCACAGCACCAGAGCAAGGAGGGGAGGAAAUAUUGAUUUGUUUCCUUACGUAAUUCUGAGCCUACUCCUGUGGGUGUUACUCACAGUAGUACAGAGUUCUCUGCUUCUCCACUCUUGUCAUUGUAUGCUGCCCUUAGAAUCCUAAAUUCAGCUCAGUGGUCCUCACGCUAUUUUGAUUAUUUUUAUUUUGGAAAGCAGUGGGUAGCAGUAUCCGAUACCUUGUAAGUCUCUUAGCUUUACAAAUACGUAUACUUCGUCACUAGAUUUUUCCUUAUCCAGUUUCAGUUUAUGAUGAUAAUUAAUGUAAUAUAUAUAGAAUUAUGACCGCAAUAAGGGAGAAGGACAGAAGAAUCUAUGAAAUGUAAUUAGAUGAAGUGUAAUAUUCUGAUGUUCUUUUCUAACUAGGUUGUGUAACUAAUGAUGCAAUAAACGUGAAAUAUAUUCCAGUGAA